Entamoeba invadens IP1 is the source of this 1620-nucleotide messenger RNA. Its product is annotated as actin binding protein, putative. Gene Ontology annotation, molecular function: actin filament binding. Gene Ontology annotation, biological process: actin cytoskeleton organization. NCBI's taxonomy places the organism in Eukaryota, Evosea, Mastigamoebida, Endamoebidae. Bases 1 to 1620 code for a protein of 539 amino acids. The transcript has a single exon. The record is from RefSeq and is a predicted model, not a curated record.
AUGGCUGAGAAGCAACCGCAAUGGGUUAUGACCCAAAAGAAGACAUUCACAAAGUGGGCCAAUGUCCAGUUGGCUGGCACUUAUGUGAUCAACGAUGUUGAAAAGGAUUUGAGCGACGGUAUCAUCCUCAUUUCUUUGUUUGAAGCACUCACCAAGAAGAAAGUCAGUUUCAAGUUCAACAAACAACCAAAGAUGAAAAUCGCAAAAUUAGAGAACUUGGAACAAGCACUCAAGUUCAUUGUAGCUGAUGGUAUUAAGUUGGUCAACAUUGAUGCACAAAACAUCUUUGAAGGUGACUUGAAGUUGAUUCUUGGACUUCUUUGGGUGUUAAUUUUGAAGUAUCAAAUUGCUGCAAAUAAGAUGGAUGCGUCAACACAAGCACUUUUGGACUGGGUCAAUUCUAAAAUUGCGCCAAAGAAGAUCACCAAUUUCAAGAGUGACUGGAACACAGGUGAUACAUUGAAUGAACUCAUCAAAGCUUUAGAACCAGAAUUCAUCGAUAUGGGUGAGUCUGAGAACAAAGAGACUGGAGCUGAACGUAUUAAAUAUGGCCAACAAAUUGCUGAAGACAAGAUGAACAUCCCCGCCAUCAUUGAUGCAGCGGAUAUGGCACUUCCUGAACCAGAUGACUUGUCUGUCAUGGCUUAUGUCUCUUACUUCAGACACUACGAGGCUGAAAAAGCCAAAACAGCAGCGGACCCAGCAAAGACAUAUGCUGAAGGUCCCGGUGUAGAAGGUGGGUGCAAGACAUGUGACACUGCGAAGUUUGUCGUACACGCUUUGAAGUCGAAUGGCGCUCCAUACACAUUAGAGAAAGUACCAUUUGAAGUGAAAAUCACUGAUCCUGAAGGCAAAGAGAUUGAGCCUAAGGUAGAGAGAGGUGAGAAUGGGUUAUUUAAUGUUGAUUAUAUGCCAACGAAGCCUGGGAAGUACAAUGUCUCUGUCUGCAUUCAAAGUGCGGAGACUAAUAAAAUCGAGCCCAUUAAAGGGUCUCCAUAUACUCCAGAGAUCUUAGCUGGUAUUAGUGGAGCCAACUGUUUAGUUAGUGGACCCGGUGUAGAUGGUGGUGAUGAGUUAGAUGACUGCAACGAUGCCGAAUUUACUAUUCAAGCCAAAGACAUUGAAGGCAAUGAAAUCAAAGAAGGAGGUGCCGAGUUUGAAGUGAAAGUCCAUGACCCAAGUGGGGAAGACAUGGAAUGUGAAGUGAAGGAUAACGGCGAUGGGACUUAUUCAUGUAAAUAUGCCCCAGACUGCCCGGGUGUCUAUUCAGUCGAUAUCGAUUUGAAGAAUGACACUCACGACAAAGUCGGGAAAGCUCCUUAUGAAGUCUCCGUUGGCGAAGGUGUCGAUAACAACUCAACUGGUGUCGAUUUCUUCCAAUUCACUAUCAACGCUCGUACUAAAAAGGGACAAGCUGUCAAACCAGGUAAUGCUACUUUCUCAGUCAAAAUCGUCCACGAAAGCGGAACUGAAAUCCCUCAGGAAAAUAUCAAAAUCGAAAAUUUGGAGGAGGCCAAGUAUCGCGUCACUUACAAAACCGGUGAGACUGGCGACUAUACUAUUCACUGCUUGUUGAAUAACAGAGACAUUAAGGGUUCGCCUUGGGUCCAGACUUGCUAA